Xenopus tropicalis (tropical clawed frog) is the source of this 2494-nucleotide messenger RNA. RefSeq names its product eukaryotic translation elongation factor 1 delta (guanine nucleotide exchange protein) (gene eef1d). The record is from RefSeq and is a predicted model, not a curated record. Gene Ontology annotation, molecular function: translation elongation factor activity. The transcript has 11 exons. Gene Ontology annotation, biological process: translational elongation. Gene Ontology annotation, cellular component: eukaryotic translation elongation factor 1 complex. The coding region runs from base 313 to 2442 and encodes 709 amino acids. NCBI's taxonomy places the organism in Eukaryota, Metazoa, Chordata, Amphibia, Anura, Pipidae.
UCGGCAAGGGGGAGCCGGGAGUUUAAACGCUUAGCAGAGCGAGUAUAAAGCAACAGCGUAGGUCGGAAAUUAGAGCGGUUUAUUAUAAAAGGCUGUUAAAUCUGCCAUGGAGUUAACGCUAGCCCGCAGCGCGGCCCGAGCUUUCUAGCGCUGAGAGCGUUAGUAGAAGGAAACCCCCGCUAGUGGGCUGCUCCGGCCGAGCCUGUCUAGUAGUGCGCGUCACAUGGUCUCCCUCGGCCCUUCCCUCCCUCACUCCGGGCUGCAACCAGCGGAAUCUGUGACUUGCACCCCGGUACAUACGUUUCAGGCAGAAUGAGGACCAGGAAACACCAGAGCCCAGUGGAGUCCACUUGGGUCGAGAAGCCUCAAUGCGUCGAGGCCCCACGGGCCAGUUGUGAAGCUCAGGCUGGGAAUGCAGCUGCACCGCCCAAAGGCCAAAGAGAGCGCAGUGUCUCCAAUGGUGUAAGCCUCUCCGAUUCCGGUGAAAAUUCCUUGAAUAUCGACCAAAAGAAGGCGAACGGCAAAAGGCAGAAAAGGCGAAGAAAGUCUCCGAAGAACAAGGUCGUUCUGCCGAGUUUCGACUGCACUCUUGCUGGGUUGAUGGCCGAUACGGUGUGGCUAGAUAAGUGUGCGUAUGAAGAGGCUGAACGCGCUUAUUAUACCAAGGGUGCCGCAGAGCAGGCCAGGGCGCCAGAGACAAAUCCACUAACCGGUGCUGUCACACUGACUCCUCGGGAAUCUGAGCAUAUCGGGUCUGGUACUGGGCACCCACCCAUCAGUAACUGCUGCCACAGUGGGCUGGUUGCUUGUCAUCAUGUAGACAAUGGCAUAUGGCUGAAUAAACUGAACUUCGAUGAUGCAGAGCAUCAGUUUGUUAUGAGGUUCGGGUCACCCUUUGCCCCACAUUCCCUUGAACUUCCACUUAGGCAACCCGAGAGUGGAUUCCCGGGGGGCAUACAAGGAACCCCUGAUGAAGGGUACGUCAGUGCCAUCCCUACUCCCGCCUCGCACCCCUUCCUGGAUUUGGGUUCUGUCUCCUCGCUGGUUCCCUCCUCCGACCCAACUGUGAAUGGAAAGCCUCAUUGGGCCGGUCUCCAAGAUCUCCUGGCCGAGGUGUGGCUAGACAAGCCGGCCUAUGACCAGGCAGAGAGAAGUUUUUACGAGACGGUGGCUAGAAGCCACUCUCCAUUACGGGUUGAAGCGCAGCAACACUGGGGCGUGCACUCUGGGAAGAAAAACAAGCGCGACAAGUGGAAUCGGAAAUCCACCACCAAACAGGCCACCACCAAGAAAUGCGAGUUGCCCGUUAUUCCCGAGGAAACGGGAGGGCUGCUCCAUAAACCCGUCUAUUAUUUCCUCCAUCCGGACAGUGAAACCGUGUGGCUUGAUAAGACUUCCUAUGACAGAGCGGAGGCCACGUUCUACAUAGGCCAACACUUGGGCUCCUCCUUAAAUUUCAAGGAUUCGCCCGCCUCCAAGCUUUCAAGACCCGCCAAGUCCAAGCGAUGCGGCGCCCCCUGCCAUUCUAAGAAAAUGUCGGCCUCGUUUAUCAGCACAGAGAAGGUCUGGCUCGACAAGUGCAAGUACGACGAUGCCGAGAGGCAGUAUUAUGAGACCCUAAGCAGGGGGUCCGCACCUAAUAACCCCCACAACUCCCCACAGGAGCAGGACGGAGCGAGCACAAUCCUCCGAGACAUUGCGAGAGCCAGGGAGAAUAUCCAGAAAUCGCUGGCCGGACUCAGGACAGUCCUGCAUAACCCUAAGGAAGCUCAGGCCGCCCUCCCCCAGGGCCAAACAGGGCCCCGUACUAGUGGGGCCGCUUCCAACAGCGGAGACAGCAGUGAGCUGGCCGCCCGAGUAGCGAAUCUGGAACAGGAGAACCAAAGCCUCCAUAAAGUUGUGAAAGACCUUCAGUCGGCCAUUUCUAAGCUGGAGAGCCGCCUCAGCACACUGGAGAAGUCGGCCAGCUCCCAGCCACCCAUAAAGGUAGCGGCUCCCGUACAGAAGGUCCAAGUCACGCCGGCCGCUAAGGAAGAGAACGGAACCGCUGAGGAUGAUGACGAUGACAUCGACCUCUUUGGCAGCGAUGAAGAGGAGGAUGCGGAGGCCGAGAGGAUCAGGGAGGAGCGGCUACGGCAGUAUGCUGAGAAGAAAGCCAAGAAGCCUGGAGUCAUAGCCAAGUCGUCCAUCCUACUGGACGUGAAGCCGUGGGACGACGAGACGGACAUGGCGAAGCUGGAGGAGUGCGUACGAACGGUUCAGAUGGACGGCCUGCUGUGGGGCUCCUCCAAGCUGGUUCCGGUCGGUUACGGGAUCAAGAAGUUACAGAUCCAGUGUGUCGUCGAGGACGACAAGGUCGGCACAGACAUCCUGGAAGAGGAGAUCACCAAGUUUGAGGACUAUGUGCAGAGCGUCGACAUCGCUGCUUUCAACAAGAUCUAAAAUGGCCCCUGCCAGGCUGGGCUGCCAAUAAAGCACCGUGCAGAUACUGCUC